CGGUGAUUGCUGAGGUGUUUUUUUUUUCACCCCGGCCUGGUCUUUGUAGUCGUCUGGCCUUCAGUGCUGGAGUGUGUUGGUCAGUGGCUUGGUUGUAGGAAUGAGAAACGCUCUGGGGACAUUGUAUCCCCAGUGCACCUGCCCUCUUCCGGUGCCGGCGGUGCGGGAGAUGCUACUUUGCAGGCUUCUCGGUGUAGACCUUUUAAAGGCCAAGGGGCACAACUGAAAAUAUUGCAAGCAUCGAAAAGUCUCGUUGCGGACCUUCAUAGGGAGACAGGAGGACGAAUAUGGCAGAAGACUGGAAGGCUUCUCAUCCAGUUAUUCAGAUGCAUUCUGCGUUCGAAAAUGUGUUUUAAGAGUCACUAUUGGAAUAGUUUUGUACGGCCUGCUUCCGACGGGGGAAUGUGAGGUCCCUUCAAAAGCAAGCAUCUGAAAGUAAAAUCUUAGGCGUUUGAUGGUGUGUCAGACUUGUGGAUGGGCUUGGAAACACUGUCCAGCUCCCUGACCUGGGCAUCUCUGGUGAGGAAGAAGAGGACAGGCCUGUUCUCUUUGGGAUCCUGUGAUCAUCUCAUCAGGAACCCUGAGUGCCCACGUUAGGCGUCAUCAGGAUGGAGUUCUGAAGUCCAUGUGGCUGCUUGCAGUGAACCAGGUGUUAAGGAAAAUGCAGAGACGCCACAGCAGCAACACGGACGCCAUUCCACCCGAAAGAAACCGCAGCCAGACGCUCAGCCCCGAAGCCAGCGUGGAUGAAGGCGGCAUGUUCGAGAGCCUGAAGGCCGAGCCGGCCUCCCCGCCUGCACUCUUCUCGGGCCUGGCCAGCAGCCUGCCCACCAGCCCCUUCCCAGCCAGCCUGGUUCUGGGCAGCCUGCCCACCAGCCCCUUCCCAGCCAGCCUGGUUCUGGGGUCCUCGGCGGGUGGCGGGGAUGUGUUCAUCCAGAUGCCGGCCUCCAGGGAGGAGGAAGGCGGACGCGCCAGCGAGGGCAGCAGCUUCUACCACCGCCCGCCCCACCACCACUUCCACCACGGCGGCCACCGCGGGGGCUCCCUGCUGCAGCACGUGGGUGGGGACCACCGCGGACACUCGGAAGAAGGGAGUGACGAGCAGCCAGGGACGCCCGCCCCUGCCCUGUCGGAGCUGAAGGCUGUCAUGUGCUGGCUCCAGAAAGGGCUGCCCUUCCUUCUGAUCCUGCUGGCCAAAGUGUGUUUCCAGCACAAGCUCGGCAUCGCCGUGUGCAUCGGGAUGGCCAGCACCUUUGCCUAUGCCAACUCCACACUCCGAGAGCAGGUGUCGCUGAAGGAGAAGAGGUCGGUGCUGGUCAUCUUGUGGAUCUUGGCCUUUCUGGCAGGGAAUACCCUGUACGUGCUAUACACGUUCAGCUCCCAGCAGUUGUACAACAGCCUCAUCUUCCUGAAGCCCAACCUGGAGACGCUGGACCUAUUUGAUCUGCUGUGGAUUGUGGGCAUCGCAGACUUUGUGCUGAAGUACAUCACCAUUGCCCUCAAGUGCUUCAUUGUGGCCCUGCCCAAGAUCAUCCUGGCCGUGAAGUCCAAGGGAAAGUUCUAUCUGGUCAUCGAGGAGCUGAGCCAGCUGUUCCGAUCGCUUGUCCCCAUCCAGCUGUGGUACAAAUACAUCAUGGGUGACAACUCCUCCAACAGCUAUUUCCUGGGAGGGGUCCUGAUCAUUCUGUACAGUCUCUGCAAGUCAUUUGACAUCUGUGGCCGUGUGGGUGGAGUCAGGAAAGCCUUGAAGCUUCUCUGUACCUCUCAGAAUUAUGGUGUCCGAGCCACUGGGCAACAGUGCACAGAAGCCGGAGAUAUCUGUGCCAUCUGCCAGGCGGAGUUCCGAGAGCCUCUGAUUCUCCUGUGCCAGCACGUGUUCUGUGAGGAGUGCCUCUGCCUGUGGCUGGACCGCGAGCGCACCUGCCCACUCUGCCGCUCGGUCGCCGUGGAUACGCUGCGCUGCUGGAAGGACGGGGCCACCUCUGCACACUUCCAGGUGUACUAGGGCUGGACCUGAGGAUGCCCGGCAGAUGCCUCGGGGUCUGCAUUCAGGCCCUGUGCCGGGGGCUUCCAGGAAAACAGUCUCUUACUUCAGUCAUGGCCAGCUCCAGUCCCGAGGGCAAGCCUGGGCUUUCACCUUCACCACGCACCCCUUCCUCCCUCCCGUGUUCUGCGGGGCAGUGUGAGCACCCUUCCCCUCCUCGCUCAGACGCCGUCUCCCCCAGGUAGGUCAUCUGUCCCCUCUGGGUCAAGGAAUCUGUAACACAGGGAGUUCCCCAUUCUCCUAACCUAGUACUGAAUCGCUAGAGGAGGCUGGCAGUCACUGCCUCUCCAAAUGGCCCAGGCCUGCAGAUCAGUGUCACUGUAGUCAUCAAAAUCCAACCACUGAACCCACCGUCCGCGCAGAGUAACUUCAUGAACCCAUCACUUAGCAUGUGCCGGGCACAGCCUGGAGCAUCCAGCUCAGACCACUUCCGGUCAUCCUCACCACAGUCCUGUCGUGGAGGUACUCUUUGGCUCCCCAUUUACUAGGUGAGGGGACUGAGGCACCCAGUGUGGGGGGGUGACUUGCCCUGGGGUCACCCAAUUAGCGAGGGCUUAGCUGAGUCUCCAGCCGACGAGGGCCUGGUCUGGCUGCAGAGGCUGCAAGUGUGGGGCCCAGCCGACCUGGGAGGUUGAAACACAGUGGAUGAUUUUAAUGACUUGUGGCCUUGCUGGGUAUGGUGGCACAUGCCUGGAACGCCAGCACUUGGGAGACUGAGGCCAGACCAGGAGUCU
Molecule: messenger RNA, 2778 nt
Organism: Fukomys damarensis (Damara mole-rat)
Lineage: Eukaryota; Metazoa; Chordata; Mammalia; Rodentia; Bathyergidae
Gene: Rnft2
Product: ring finger protein, transmembrane 2
Exons: 12
Coding region: 626-2005 (459 amino acids)
Biological process (GO): positive regulation of ERAD pathway
Molecular function (GO): ubiquitin protein ligase activity
Source: RefSeq, a predicted model, not a curated record